GUUGUCAAGCCUCGCCAUGCGGCGUCGGGCCAGGGCCUUUCACUUUUGCGGCCGGGCACUACCACGUUAACCGAAGCCGUACAUGCGGCUUUGGAGGUGGAGUGCAAGAGGGGUGAGACAUGGCAGCUGUACCAGGUCCCGCGCGGAGUGGGUGUGGAGGUGCUAUAUCCCAGCCUGCGCGCCAGCAGCAAGGAGCCAGAGAGGCCCUUAGAGCUGAAAUUGCAGACGAUAUGGGGUGUCGUGGUGGGCGGCACGAUCCACACGUCGCAAGAAGUCUGGAUUACCUCCUCUGGCCACGUGGUCCGUUCAAACCACGGGAAGAACUGCGCCAUUCGCCGGAGGUAUGGCCCGCUGCCCCCCUGGAUUCUGGAUGGAAGCCUGGAGAAAAUAAUCCAGGAGCAUUGGUCUUUCUUGGUCUCCGAAAGCGAGGCCAUUGCGAGGCGAUGGGGCCUCGACGAAGUCCGUGUGGAUUGGUUCCUGGGGUGCGAGACGCUGGGGCCACGGAUAUGCGAGGUGACAUGGAUGGGUACAGGCGAUCGGCUGCCAAAGCAACUGCAGCUCCCUGUGGCAGAG
Symbiodinium pilosum is the source of this 573-nucleotide messenger RNA. NCBI's taxonomy places the organism in Eukaryota, Dinophyceae, Suessiales, Symbiodiniaceae. The record is from the annotation of a GenBank genome assembly.